Molecule: messenger RNA, 484 nt
Organism: Sinocyclocheilus grahami
Lineage: Eukaryota; Metazoa; Chordata; Actinopteri; Cypriniformes; Cyprinidae
Product: coiled-coil-helix-coiled-coil-helix domain-containing protein 5
Biological process (GO): cellular respiration
Cellular component (GO): mitochondrial intermembrane space
Source: RefSeq, a predicted model, not a curated record
AUGAUCAGUGAAUUGGAGGCAGCAAUGGCCAUCAUGAGCAAAUACUGCCAGAAGGAGCUGGAUGAAUAUGGUGCAUGUGUUGUCUCCCAUCCAGUAUCAUGGCAAGAGAAGUGUGUAGACCUGAAGCUGAGGGUGGCACAGUGCACUUCAUCACAUCCUGUGAUAAGGAAGAUCCGAAGCGACUGUGCUGGUGAGUUUUCAGUGUUUGAGCGCUGUCUGCGGGAGAACCAGAGCUCUGCUGAAGCCUGUCAACCUCACCUCGCAUGUUUCCUUGCCUGUGUUGAGACCGUCGACCUUUCAGGAAUAGCAAAUGCUGCGCCGCAGCCCACAUAGGUGUUUUUUUGUCCCUGUUAAUAACACAGGUGUUUUAUACUCAGUACUGAGAAGAAAUGGGCUGUGGAAAAGCUUAUUAUCUUUGAAGAACUGCAACACACACACAAAAAAACUGAAACCUCAGUCUUUUGCACACCUUUUUUUUCCCAAA